AUGACUGUUGUGGUGCUGGUGCAUUAUUAACAAUUACUAACAAUCGGUUGCAUGACCGCGAAAACUUUGGAGCCGUCGAGUUUUGUGCCCCAAAUACGAAAGACUUCAACGGCUCCUCCCCCUCCCCCUCGCUUAACCCCUACCCAUCCCCCAUAACCCUGCCUAUUUAGCAUUACAAAACUGCUGUUAUGUAUUCACUUCUUUAUUUUCGCUUUUUGUGUGUGAUUUUCGCUGUCGUUCGUGCUUUUUGCCCCGUUCUCUUUCAGUUUCGAUUCCCGGCUCCGGAUUCUAGCUUUAAUUCGCUUUUUCAACAGUUUGGUCGAGGGCCGUUGUGCAGUUAAAGUGAGUUAGUUUUCAGCUUCUGCGGGUGCGGCUCUAAUGAACCAUUAACCCUCCGCAUGGGCAGGGGGUUGGUCGGGCCGGGAUCGGCACUGGUUUUGGAAGCGGAGGGUUCCCAAUCUGUUUGCCAGAUGUUCGUCGCAGUCCAGGGUCAUCGUCGUCGCUCUCUUCCAGUUGCAUUUUCUUUGUGCUCGCUUUUCAUUGGAAACUCCGCUGCCUCGGAGAACAGACACUGCGGGAUCGAAAACGGUCUGGUUGUACAGCUUUAUCUCGAUAUCUUCUAUGGCUAUAUUGUGAUUUUAGUGAGUGUGUUGGAUUGCUUAUCAGUUGUUGCCUUCCUCGAGAUCUUAUCAGGCGGUUUCAUCCAUCUCGCUCUCUCCCAAACAAAAGAUUAAGGCAACAAACUGGGAUUUUUUUGUGGAAGCUUACGUUCGCUGGAAAUGCCAAAUGAUAAUGCGAUCCACUUCUAGACUAUGGAGCUCCUAUCUCUCUACACCGCGAAAAACUGUGCACAACAUGCCAUUGAUAACUACAUUUUUAAAAAGAAACGAAUAUUUUUAUUGUUCAGAACAUACACGGCUAUUUUCAAAUUGGAUAGUUAAUGUAUUGCUAAUAAUUCAUUAAGCAUUGGGUAUAACUCCGAACAGCUUCUGACAACACUGCCAAAAUAGUAAGAACUAUUGCAGUAAUCAUAUAAAAAAGUGCACUUCCAAGCACCUAAAUAUGCAAAUCUCUCAAUUUUGGUAAUAUUUUUCCUGUGCAUAGGUCUUAUCACUGUUGACACAGCUGGAGGUUCUGUUCCGUUGCUGUUUCUCUUCUUGUUUCUGUUUCGGCCUCACAUACGGUUACUAUUUUUGUCUGUGUUUUUGAUUCUCCCUCUGCUUCGGAACGUGGCGCACGGUGAAUGGAGAAUUAAAACGGUUCUUAACUUUUUUGCAGCUCAUCUAAACUAAUCCAAACCAAUGGUGUAUGGGAACUAUCCUAGAAGUAGCAAAUUGAACCGAAAAAUACGAAUCCCUAAUUACAUACGUAGAAAAUUAACAUUAGAAGUAAAGCCAAACAGGUGGUGCCGGUGUUUCCCAGGAAGCGGUCCCCACACAUUUAGUUACGAAUCGAAAUAAUAAAAGCAAACAAAUGGUACGUAGCCGUCGCAGUGUGUCCAAGGAGGAUGCGGUCUCUCUGCUCACAGACAGCGGCAUAUCGUUGUCCUCGCCGCCGGCGGCGAGGGAAUCCUCACCAGGCCACACACUUUCGAUCAAGAGGAGGAAGAGCAGCUUAGCAAGUCUGCGGGACGCAUGUGUGGAGGAGGAAGAGGACGACGGCGGAGAGCAGGACUCAAGGGAUAACGACUACGUGCAGCCGCAGCUGAAAAAGUCUGCCCGAAAGGUCGAACCGGUGAAACGCAAGCACCAUGUCUGCAGCCAAUGCUCAAAGGAGUUCGGCGGCAAGACGGAUCUGCAGCGCCAUAUGCUUAUCCACUCGGACGAACGACCGCACAAGUGCAAGGAUUGUGGCAAAAGCUACCGCCAGGCGGUCAAUCUGAAGAACCAUAUUACCACCGCCCACGAGCAUCGGAAGCAGUUCGUCUGUUCCCAGUGCCCAAAAUCAUUCGCACUAAAGGAACGCCUGCGACUCCACAUGCGCCUCCACUCUGGGGAGAAGCCCUAUCCUUGCGCCCUCUGUGACAAAAAAUUCGCACGAGGAGGUCAGCUUCAACAGCACAUGGUUUCUCACCACAAGACGAGUAUCCAGCAGUUCAAUUGCACAAAGUGUUCGGCCAGCUUUUCAACCAACGCCAAUUUGCGGGUGCACAUGGAGCGACACGAACAGGGCAUGGAACACCGGUGCAGCAUCUGUGAAAGCCAAUUCGCUAAUGAGCUGGCCUUGCGAGCCCACAUAAACCAGGAGCACCACAAGCUGACGCAAUUUGAGUGCGAGAUAUGCCACAAGAUGAUCGAGCCGGACGAGGAUCUGGCUACUCACAUGCAAAGGCACGCCGCUGUUAAAACACACGUGUGCGAGGUGUGCAACACAUAUUUCACUCAGAAGAGCCAGUACAAUGUCCACAUGCGGAUGCAUACAGGAGAGCGCCCAUACCAAUGUAGGAUCUGCCACCAGACCUUUGCCCAUUCAAGCGUUUUAAAACUGCACAUUCGAAAGCACACGGGAGAAAAACCCUUUCGCUGCCAGCUGUGCGAGGACGAAGUAGCCUUCUCUCAGCUGGCACACCUUAAGAACCACAUGAAGAAGAUACACAAACAGCAAAAGCCCUACAUGUGCGAAGGCUGCAACGAGUUCUUUAAGAUCAAGGUGGAACUUCAGUCGCAUGUUGAGCAAUGCGAUAAGUGUCCAGUUGGCGGAGACCAAUCUAGUGGCAGUCAGUCUGAAGAUGCGCAAAUCCUCUCUGUCUUAAGAUUCAACAUGGCAGUGGUACUGAAAAAAAUUAGCUCCGCUCAGAAACUGCGCCAAUUGGGUUACGAGAAGCGUCUGAUCGAUAACGUUAUCAUUGCAUCGUUAAAGCUGGCUCAGCGACAAUCCCAUGACGACGCCACGAUGACACCAUUGGCCAGACUCCGGCUAAAUGUGGAGGAAUUUCUUAAGUGGAUUGUGCCAGCCCCCACAAUGCAGAAAUUCAGCGACGAAUUGUUAUCUAUCGACACAAUUCUUGAGAAAAUUGCCGCCAUGUAUAUGAAGCAGAAGUAGAAUCCAGGAGUUGCUAGCCAACGCCAAAUGAGAGUGUGCCAUAGAAGAAGGAUUUGUAGAAAUAGUUCUUGCCAUUUAGAUUAGUGUUUGGUAACCCAAAGUUGUUUACGAAACCCAACCAAAUAAUUUAUCCCAAAGAUGUAUACUUUGUAGUAGAGAUCAUUUUUAUGAAUUACUAUCCUUAACCCCAAUUUUGCUGCUACCAAAAAGUAUAAUUUGAAAAAUUUGUCAUUUAUCAGUCAUAAUUAUUUUCCUAUACAAAGAAAAUUAGUUUAAGAACAAAUUUCGAUGCAAUAAUUUAUAUAAUAAUAAGUUUAACACGAUUGAAACCUCAAAAAUGUUGUAUUCUUAGUCUUGCCAGAGAAACAGAUUGUCCCGAAGUGAAUCUAUAACAGCACAAGUACAAUACAACUCUUUGUGGCCAUGCUUAUAAAACGAAUAAGCUUAAUGCAUUUAGUUGCCAUUUGUCUUUUCCAACCUUUGUUUUAUUUGAAUAACUCGAAUGCGUAGUGUGUAAAAAGUGCAAAAUCUGAAGUAUACAACUGAAAUGCAAAUCAAAAUACGCAAGUAAAGUAAUGAA
Molecule: messenger RNA, 3622 nt
Organism: Drosophila teissieri
Lineage: Eukaryota; Metazoa; Arthropoda; Insecta; Diptera; Drosophilidae
Product: zinc finger protein OZF
Exons: 3
Coding region: 1474-3042 (522 amino acids)
Source: RefSeq, a predicted model, not a curated record